Messenger RNA from Zophobas morio, 6486 nucleotides. RefSeq lists its product as uncharacterized. Gene Ontology annotation, biological process: proteolysis. Gene Ontology annotation, molecular function: aspartic-type endopeptidase activity; zinc ion binding; nucleic acid binding. The coding region runs from base 491 to 6007 and encodes 1838 amino acids. Lineage: Eukaryota; Metazoa; Arthropoda; Insecta; Coleoptera; Tenebrionidae. The record is from RefSeq and is a predicted model, not a curated record. The transcript has a single exon.
CGAUCCAUGCAGUUUAGACUUAAAUAUGUACAAUUAGAUUAUAUUAUCAUGUCUUUAACCCGCUUCGUGCAUCCCGUGCUCGGUAUAAAGUUCUAUUUGUAUUUAUUUAUCUGUAAUCAUUUUCUUUGUAAACCGAGUACAUAAAAUGUUAGCAACGCAUCAUUCUAGACACAAUUGAAAAUUAGACAAUUCGAUACAGUCCGUUCGGUUCCUUUCAGUUAUCCCGUAUUUUAGCACACUUAUUAUAAUACCUUUAAGAAGAUUUUGUUAAUAAAUGGUGAUAUUGGAAUCUGGGUUUUUCUGAGACAACUAAAGACAGGAGUUCAUAACAUACUGGUGUCAGAAGUGGGAUAGAGAUAAACAUAUUUCCUGUCCGACAAAUACAGCAAGAAGUCCAACUUAAUCAUCAGAAACUGGUAAGUGGAAAUAUUCUUUUUGUUGUCCGUUUUGUUGUCUUGUUAACACCGUCCAAUCCUUUAAUAAAAUCAAAAUGACUCUUAAUUCCGAAACUCAAACCCCUAAUGAAUCGUACAGUCUUUCCGACAUUCGUGCUUUACUUCCAGAAACAUUUUCGGGCGAUCGUAAUGACCUUUAUGAUUUUCUCCAAAAUUGCGAAAAUGCCCAUAGUUUAUGUCAGUCUCCACAACAAAAGAAAUUAAUUUUAGCUUUUAUUGUAUCCAAAUUAAGGGGAUCAGCUCGUGCACAAAUUCGGGAAAAAGAAUUUAAUACAUGGGAUGAACUGAAAGAAGUUCUUAUCAAUGCAUUUUCAGACGGUAAAGAUUUUAGUCAACUUAUGGAAGAACUAAAUACUAUCAGUCAACUUAAACAUGAAUCUGUUAUCAAAUUCUAUACUAGAUUAGAUCAGAUGCAAACGCGAAUACUCAAUUUAAUCUCUCUUAAACACAGUACUCACAUAAUGGGUAGAAACGAAACAAUUCGCGACAUUUCUUUGCAACGUUUUGUUCUGCAUACAGUGGAAGAAAUUUCUACAGCCUUGAGACGUUCCAAACCUAAAACUCUUUCAGAGGCUUUAACUGAAGCUCUGUUGGAAGAAAAAUAUCUUCUAGCUAAGCGCUCUGAUAACGUAUCAAAAAAUUAUCACAAAAGUUGUAGUUAUUGUCAUAAAACAAGUCACUUUGUAAAAGAUUGCCGUCAGAGGUUAAAAAAUACUUCUAAUCAUGUUAACUUCAAUAAUGAUCAAAGUAAAUCAAAUAAUUUCAAUCAAAGUAAAUCAAAUAAUUUCAAUCAAAGCAAACUAUCAAAAUUCUGUAAUUAUUGUAAGAAACCGGGACAUUUAAUUCAGGAGUGUAGGAAAAGAGAAUAUAAUAAUCGGCAGAGAAAUCAGUCAAAUCGUAAUAUUUCCCAACCGCAAAAUAAUGCUGCAUCUUCAUCUCAGGAGGUUCAUUUAAACUUUCAAAGAUCCCAGGUGAUUGACCGUGCCAGUGGAUCAUCUAUAAAAUCAACAUAUGACAUUCAAAAUUGCAUUAAUUCUAAAAAUCAAGUCUCCUUACAUCCGCUAACAAACAACAGUUCAUUAUACUCCAGUUCAAAUACUGAUACGCGAUUACAAGAAUCUCCCAUUAUUUCCAGUCGUCGAGUUAUCGACAUUCAGUUAUCAAAAAAUGACAAUGUUUCUUAUAUAAUUCUUCCGCAUGAAGGCAAACAGGGUAUUGUUUAUUUCAAAUUCCUAAUUGAUACUGGUGCAAAUAUUUCUUUGAUAAAAACUCAGAAACUUAAACAAACCAAUCUAACAUAUAACCCUAAUGACACAGUGAUUUUGAACGGUCUUAGCAUAAAUUCUCCUGUCGAAACUUUGGGCACUGUUACUCUAAUACCUAGAAUAAACGAUCAUCAACUCGAUAUUAAUUUUCAUAUUGUGAAAGAAGACACUACUAAUGUACCAUUCGAUGGACUAAUUGGUAAUGAUUAUCUUCUCACCCAACAAAAAGCCAACAUUGACUUUGAUAAUCUUAAGCUAACUAUUAAAGACCUUCCAUUUCCAAUAAACAUAAAUUGCAACUCAAACCCAAAUGAUGAAUCAUGCUACUAUUUAUCUCCGCGUUCAGAAACUUUAAUAAAAGUAGGUAUUUUGAAUAAAAAUAUUUCCGAGGGUGUAACUCCCGAAAUUCCUAUCUGCGAAGGAGUCCUUCUCGCUAAAGCUAUUUUAAAAGUAAAUACUGAUAAAACCGCUUAUACGACUAUUCUAAAUACUUCCGAUAAGAAAAUAAAAAUCGAUUAUAUUAAUUUAUAUUUAGAAGAUAUACCUUUCGCUAAGUGUCUGUCACUUAACACCUCAACUGAAUUUGACAAUGUGUCAACUAAUAGGCUUGACCUUCUUCACAGCAAUUUGCGACUAGAACACUUAAAUUUGGAAGAAAAAGAAUCUCUUUUAAGCCUAUGCCAGUCCUAUAAUGAUGUAUUUCAUCUACCUGGUGAUAGUUUAAGUCACACAACAACUUUAUAUCACGAAAUCAAAGUUACUGAUCCUACUCCGGUAUCGUCCAAAAUUUAUCGAUUUCCAAAAAUCCAUGAGUCAGAAGUUGAUAAUCAAGUGCAAAAGAUGCUUCAACAAAAAAUUAUACGACCUUCUUUAAGUCCAUAUAAUUCUCCGCUUUGGGUUAUUGAAAAAAAACAAGAUUCCUCUGGUAAACGUAAAUGGCGAGUAGUUAUUGAUUACAGAAAACUAAACAAUGUAACAGUAGGUGAUUCUUAUCCUUUGCCACAAAUAGAUUUCAUACUUGAUCAAUUAGGUCACAGUAAAUAUUUUACCACAUUAGAUCUAGCUUCUGGUUUCAAUCAAAUUUUAGUACACCCUAAAGAUAUCGAAAAGACCGCUUUCUCAACGCCAAAUGGUCAUUUCGAAUACUUGCGUAUGCCUUUCGGUUUAAAAAAUGCACCUGCUACUUUUAGUAGAUUAAUGAAUGCAGUACUGAGUGGCUUGCAAGGUACUCAAUGUUUUACUUACAUGGAUGAUGUGAUUAUAUAUGCUUCAUCAUUACAAGAACAUCAGACUAAAUUAAAAAACGUUUUUGAUCGACUACGUUUGAAUAACUUAAAACUGCAACCAGACAAGUGCGAGUUCCUACACAAGGAAAUUUCUUAUUUGGGUCAUGUUAUUACUGAAAACGGAGUUAAACCUAACCCCGAAAAAAUUUGCGCCAUUUCAGACUAUCCAAGGCCAACAAAUACUAAAACUAUCAAACAGUUCUUAGGCUUAUUAGGAUACUAUAGAAAAUUCAUUAAAAACUUUGCUGCCAUUGCUAAACCUUUAACAUCACUUUUAAAGAAAGACAUUGCUUUCGUUUGGGGACCGGAACAAGAACUCUCCUUUACAACUUUCAAACAGGUAUUAACUAAUGAACCGAUAUUGCAAUAUCCAGAUUUUUCAAAAUCUUUUACCCUUACUACGGAUUCAUCGAACUUUGCUAUAGGAGCCGUUUUAUCUCAAGGUGACCGCGAUCUACCUGUAGCUUAUACUUCUCGUACUUUAAAUAAGGCGGAAUGUAAUUAUAACACCACUGAAAAAGAGCUAUUAGCCAUUGUGUACGCUGUUAAACAUUUUCGUCCAUACCUGUAUGGUCAGAAAUUUAAAAUUGUGACAGAUCAUCGUCCUCUAACGUGGUUAUUUAAUUGUCGCGAUCCUAGUUCACGUUUAAUUCGAUGGCGUCUUUUGUUAAACGAAUACGAAUAUGAGAUCUGUUAUAAACCGGGUAAAAUAAAUUCCAACGCCGAUGCUCUUUCGCGAAACCCCAUAUUAACCACUUGCGAUAGUAGACCAUUUCACCCUUCUUAUGACGAUUUUGUCCGAUUUCAUUACGAAAACCAAGAAAUGAUAACUGUAGAUUCAGUAAAAGAAAACCCUCUUGAUAACUCCCCUAACGCACUUUUAAUUUCAAAGGAUUUAAACGAACAAAAUCUCUAUUAUGAAACGCUGAACAAAUUGUACGAUUUCAAAUCAAUUCCCCCAGAAAUUAACAUAUAUGAUGUUAUACCUUUGACUAAUGCUAAUAAACAGAAAACAUACCUGCUAGUAACACACUUAAAUUAUUUUGAUGUUCCCUCAUAUAAAGAAUUAUUUUAUUCCUUACUUAAUCUGAAAAAACAAUUAUUAAAAGAUAACGUCCAAAAGAUUCACUUCAAAAAUCCAUUGUGUUAUAAUAAGAAAUUUAAAUCUGAUAUGAUAAAUGAAUUAAUACAUUUUAUAUUCAAUUGCACAGACAUUAAAGUCGUCCUCGUUAAUAAUGAAAAAAUUACUCCCUCAAAAGAUGAAAUCCAACAUAUAUUAGAGGAAAAUCAUGCAACUACUGCGUCAGGUCAUAAUUUUAUACAUUCUCGUAAGAGACGUGGAAUUGUCAAUGGAGUGUCAACCGGAUUAAAAUGGUUAUUUGGAAUACCUGAUGCUGAUGAUGCCGAAUUCUAUUCUGACUCUAUAAAAUCCUUAUUAAGCCAGAACCGUGACACUCAGUUACUAAUGCAAAAACAAAUUCAUAUUAUUUCCUCAGCUAUAACAAAUUAUAAUAACUCAGUAAGUUCCUUUAAAAAUUAUGAAAUGAGAUUAAAUGAAAAUAUCAAUCGCUUUAAUAAUUUUAGCAAAGUUGUUUCUAAAAAACUAAACCAAGUAACGGUUGUCGAAGACAUUAUUACACAUUUAAAUUUAUUGACACAGCUAAUAACUGAAUUGAAUGAAGAAUAUGAUGUACUAAUUUCUUCAAUCUUAUUUGCUAAGCAAAACGUUUUACAUCCGUCUAUUAUUAACCCGAAAGAACUUCAAACACAACUCGCAUCGAUUACAUUGAGAUCGUCUUUGCAAUUUCCUAUUCCAAUUGAUGACUAUAGAUCUUUAUAUAAAUAUUUUUCACUUUGUCAAGUUUCAGUCUUAUUUGAUGGUGACAACUUAAUAUUUGUAAUUCAAAUUCCUCUGGUUCACGAACAGACUUUUAUACUUUACAAAUUAAUUCCUCUUCCUAUUCCUACGGUAGAAAAAAACAUAUUUUCCUAUAUUGAUCCACAAAACACCUAUUUAUUAAUGAGUGUUACCAAGACGCAUUAUGGUCGUUUGAAGGAUAUUUCUGCAUGCCUUAAAUUGUCUGAAUCCGAGUGGAUGUGUCCACAACCCGUUAUCUACUUGACUUCUCAACGUCCUGUCUGUGAUGUUCGCCUGCGAACGGAAAAUCUUAACUUUAUUCCAGACGAUUGUUCUACGAAAACAAUGAAAGCCGAAGUCGAAAUUUGGCAUACACUACGGUCCAAUCAAUGGUUGUAUGUUCUUUCGUCCGUCACCCCAGCCACGAUUUCCUGCGACCCGAAGGAUGAUCAGAUUAUCGAUAUUAAUUUUCAAGGAACUGGUAUUUUCACACUCCGACCCAAAUGUAAAUGUUACACAAUGUCAACCAGCCUCAUCGCAAGUUACAACGUGACUAAGAAUUUUACGAACUUUAUUCCUUCAGUUGACAUUAGUAGCGAUGACUGUUGUAUCAAGGAACAACAAAUUUUGAAAGCAGUCGAGAUGAAACCUCUGGAAUUAAAUAAUCUGAAUUUGGAUGAACUUCGUCACAGCAAGCACCAACUUGACAAGUUUGAAGAAGAGCUUCGUGCCGAAAUAAACAAACCAUUCCCAUGGGGACAUCGGACUUUUUGGGGUUCCCUAAUUGGCGUUAUAACUGUUAUAACUGUUCUACUCAUCUUUUGUUGUUGUUGUUGUAGGUACUGUUUUGACUGUACCUGGUUGCCGUAUAUUGGUAAACUCAUUCCCAAGCGCUCGAGUUGCUUCAUCGAGUACUGUUACAACAGCAAGAAUCACAUAACCAACAGUGUGAUUUGCGUUCCUGAGUCUCGUCGCAACAACACCACCGAUGAUGAUGAUAUCAUGUUGCCACUCAAAGUUUUGUCAAAAUCGUCAUCCAAUGAGACGUCUACUUUAGAAACUGUCGAGGAAACACCGGCGGUUUCCAAUCCGUAUAAUCUACGAUCUCGGAAAUCAUUGAGUCGCGAGAAUCUUUCCAAGUAAUCCUUCGUAUGUAAAUUUGUACCUAUAUAUUUGUUAACUUUCCUUUUUGAUAAUGUUUCAAUCUAUUUUUGUAAUAAUUUUGUCACUGACGUUCAUUUUAAAAGAGGGGAAGAGUGUUAUGUACCUAUCCCACAAUUUGUGUAUUUUUCCAUUUCGAUCCAUGCAGUUUAGACUUAAAUAUGUACAAUUAGAUUAUAUUAUCAUGUCUUUAACCCGCUUCGUGCAUCCCGUGCUCGGUAUAAAGUUCUAUUUGUAUUUAUUUAUCUGUAAUCAUUUUCUUUGUAAACCGAGUACAUAAAAUGUUAGCAACGCAUCAUUCUAGACACAAUUGAAAAUUAGACAAUUCGAUACAGUCCGUUCGGUUCCUUUCAGUUAUCCCGUAUUUUAGCACACUUAUUAUAAUACCUUUAAGAAGAUUUUGUUAAUAAAUGGUGAUAUUGGAAUCUGGGUUUUUCUGAGACAACUAAAGACAGGAGUUC